Messenger RNA from Cylindrotheca closterium, 1275 nucleotides. The record is from the annotation of a GenBank genome assembly. Lineage: Eukaryota; Bacillariophyta; Bacillariophyceae; Bacillariales; Bacillariaceae.
AUGUGGUUAAAAGCUCCAGUCAUAGUGAAGACUAACAGGGAGCGUUGUACCAUCAACUACUCCAGAGCAGUUCAAUUUGCCAAGGCAAGAAACAUUGUUUUAGUGCGCUGGCCUUCCCAAUACAAAAAGUGGGAGGGUAAGCCCGAAAAUGAAUCAGAUGUUGCUGAAAUGAUCGAUCACGAUUCUGCUUUUUGGGAUUUUUUUGUUCCUGAGGGGCCAUGUUACUUAACCGAUACAAUUUCAAAGGAAAGAAAACUUUGCAAUGGAACAAGAGCAGAAUAUCAAUCCCUUAUUCUUGAUGACGUACAAUUGUCAGUUUACCAGCACCAAGUACAGAACAAAGACCAAACCGUGAUAACUUUGAGUGAUCCGCCCCUUGGAAUUAACAUCAAAAUAAAUGAUAGCGGAAUCAUUGGGGCAACAAACUGGGAGUCCUUUGAAACCUAUCCAGAAGGAAACAGAAAAGGAGCAGAAGUUGUAGUGCCCAUUCGUCCGGGAUGUUGUAACAGCAGAGACCGUCAAAUGUUCAACAAGUCACCUAAUCUAUUGUUGGGCCCAUCACGAGUUACCACAAACAAAGCAAAAUCAAGCUUUACCAUCUAUUGCGGACCACAAGAAACAGCUGUUGCAAAAAUUACAGUUGCUUACGUGGCCUACUAUCUUGGAAGUGGGUUUGUUGCGAAGUGCCUUGCAUUUGGAAAAAGAUGUGCAGACAGCAAUCUGAAUCAGCCUUCAUUUAUUGUGCCACUUGGAGACAGCAAUUUUGACACUGCUCCAGACUCUUGCCUAUGUAAAUUGGACAAGAAUGGUGCAAGGGUCAAGAUUUUACGGUUUGUUCAAGGCGCUAGUAAUUGUUGCUUGGGGUUUUUGCUUGCAAAUGCUUUGCAUCAUCUGAACUUUCAUGAAGAGGCAGAUUCUCUUUAUCGAUGGUCCCAUGAGUUGAGCAAGCACAAUGCCACUGUCCAAUUCAAAAAGCUUUCCCGUUGGGUGCAGACGUUGGUUAAAGGAGUGACCUGUUUGUCUUUUUUAGAGUCAAGGAAAUUUGACAGGCUGGAUGGAUUGUUGCAAUGCAUCAGUCUUCUUAGAGAACAAGACCUUGUCGUGUUUGUACCACAGGCAAACGAUGGGACAAAGACCCAUGCUGUUACAUUCUGUUGUGGAUUAAUAUUUGAUUCCACACAACAGUAUCCAUUGAGGCUGUCUGAAGAGUCCCUUAAAUUUAUUGCUGGUUUUGCUGGCAUUUGGCGUGCACGGCUGUUUCGCUUUGGCAAGUAG